UGUCGUGCCGCCAAGCUCAUUUCCAGUCCGUAUGCACGCGGAAGCUGCGGGUCCGACUGGCUGCAGGUAGAUCGCGAUUAUUCCGGGCUGGUGCGAAUUAUGCGCGGUCGAUCGCGAUAGAGGAGACGCCGACGUACCACGGCUGACGGAUCGGGCCGGUCACGCGGCGCGCGACACCUCGCAAAUCACCCUCUGGAGUGCUUUUAUAUGCGAGGUCGCCAUUUUGGUGAUAUACGCCGAGCCGACGAUUCGAGCGGAGUGUAGCCCUUAUGAUCUUUUUAUCUCCCUUUUUCGCACGGCCCAUCCGCGCUAUCGCCCUCAGCCGAACGACGGCCCAAUAACGUCGGAGAUGACACAGCAAAACAAAACGAUGAAUUUCCUAAUACACGACGCUAAUGGACAUCCACAAGUGAUAAAAGUAGUGCAAAGUACCCCUAAUAAAGCAUUAAGUGGUAUUGUUAGCACAACAAAUGCAGGUGGCCUUAAAGUGUUUAAAGCUCCUAAUCAAGAAACGCAGGUUUUAUCAUCGAAUACACAAGUUCUCAGGACUAUUAGCUUGCAGAAUCCAUCUACACCUGGUCAGAGACUCGUAACAAUACCUUUGCAAAAUACUAAAGUGACAACAUCAAAAGGAGGGGAAUCUAUGAUGACCAAGACCAUACAGCUAACUUCUGCACAAAUGAGCGACAUAAAACAAGCUAUUGCAUCCCAACAGCAGCAACAACAGCAGCAGCAACAGCAGUCUAACACUUCGCAACUUGUUAAGGAUGCUACUGGGAAAACUUUUAUCAGUCCAAUAUUAGAUCACAGUGGAUCUAGAAAAAGACAAGAUGUGGAAAGUGGCGAUUUUGUGCCUGAUAAACGGAGAAAAGCAGAAAAGGUCGGGAAAGGGUUGAGACAUUUCUCGAUGAAAGUCUGUGAGAAAGUGAAAAAGAAAGGUACCACUUCCUACAAUGAAGUAGCGGAUGAAUUGGUUGGUGAAUUCACUAAUCCUGCUCACAUAAAUUCUCUGACAGAUCAGCAAUACGAUCAGAAAAAUAUUAGAAGACGCGUAUACGAUGCUCUAAACGUGUUAAUGGCGAUGAAUAUCAUUUCGAAAGAGAAAAAAGAAAUCAGGUGGCUCGGUCUGCCCACUAAUUCAUUACAGGAAUGUGUAGCAUUAGAAAAAGAUAAGAAGAAGAAGAUUGAGAGAAUCAAAGCUAAAACGCAGCAAUUGCACCAGCUAAUCCUCUCUCACAUUUCUUUCAAGAACUUGGUUGAACGUAAUCGUUUAAACGAGAGUCUUCGCGGGCCACCGAAACCCAAUUCUGCCAUACAGCUGCCAUUCCUCAUUGUGAAUACCAGUAAAAAGACUGUCAUAGAUUGCAGCAUUUCAAAUGACAAAACCGAGUACCUGUUUAAUUUUAAUGAUAAGUUUGAAAUUCAUGACGAUAUCGAAGUGCUGAAGCAAAUGGGUCUAGCUUUUGGAUUAGAAAAAGGAGGAUGCACUGAAGAAAAUUUGCAAAAGGCGAAAUUAAUGGUUCCGAAAUCACUCGAGAAAUAUGUAGAACGAUCGAUCGUUGCAGAGUUAGCAUCAGGCGAUUUAGAGAAGUUUAUUCCAGUAACUAUUCCUGGUCCAAGUACAUCGAUCGAGGAUUUAGAUAUGAAAUUGGAAGGUUCUCGGCCCCCGUCGUCGUCACAUACUUCAUUAUCGGAAGAUCCUUUAUCGCCACCGUCUCAAUACUAUUCGGAGGAAGAGGACGACGAGGAAGAAAGUGACCAAGAUGAUCAGGCUGAUAGUGAUCUUGACGCUAACUAGCAUCCCGAAUAACUCUUCAAAGGCCAGACUCAGGGAUACUCGCCACUAUCAUCAGCGAUAUGCCAACAUUAAUAAUAUCGUCGUUGUUGCCAAUAUCGUCUUCACCCCGGUCGCCAGUUUUUAACAUAUAUCGAACAAGGAUAAGAAUUGAUAAUUGUGAAGUGAGCGAAAUGUAAAUCUGUGAGGUAAAUGAGAAUGGUCAAAGGAGAAAUAUGUUGAUUGGGGCCAAGGAGAAAACGUAGCAAUUAAUUGGGCUGAUUGAAUUGGCAGAUCGAAGUGGCAUUUUUUUUUUCGUAUCAAGUAAUAAAAUGGUUUGAUGCACUCGUGCGCGCGCGCGCGCACGCGAAAUGAUCGAAAUAAAUGAAUGACUGAAUGGGGUGCUAUAUUUUAGUUGUGCAUCAUCAUACAAGUUUAUAUGACUAGCGUCUAUGUAUUAUAAAUUAUAAUCUUACAAUAUCAUAAUAUUAUGUGUACGAGAUAUAUUGACCAGUACUCAUUUUCUUAUGGCACGUUUAUAAUACCAAUUGUCUGUGGUAAGCAGUAAAAUGACGUACGAUAGAUGCAGGCGCACAUUUGACUCGAAUUAAAAAUACAAAUAAAUUGUAAUAAUGUUAUAAUAUGAA
Molecule: messenger RNA, 2421 nt
Organism: Temnothorax curvispinosus
Lineage: Eukaryota; Metazoa; Arthropoda; Insecta; Hymenoptera; Formicidae
Gene: Dp
Product: transcription factor Dp-1
Exons: 11
Coding region: 350-1798 (482 amino acids)
Biological process (GO): regulation of transcription by RNA polymerase II; regulation of cell cycle
Cellular component (GO): transcription regulator complex; nucleus
Molecular function (GO): DNA-binding transcription factor activity, RNA polymerase II-specific; RNA polymerase II transcription regulatory region sequence-specific DNA binding
Source: RefSeq, a predicted model, not a curated record